Messenger RNA from Corticium candelabrum, 835 nucleotides. RefSeq lists its product as uncharacterized. NCBI's taxonomy places the organism in Eukaryota, Metazoa, Porifera, Homoscleromorpha, Homosclerophorida, Plakinidae. The coding region runs from base 1 to 432 and encodes 143 amino acids. The transcript has a single exon. The record is from RefSeq and is a predicted model, not a curated record.
AUGGAAGGUGUCGUCACAACAGGAGAUGUUAUUGAUGAUGUUGUGGCGAUUGGAGUAGACAGUGUCGUCACAGCAGGUGAUGUUAUUGAUGAUGUGACGAUUGAGGAAGAUAGUUUGGUUGUUGACACAACAGGAGAUGUUGUUGGUAAUGUUGUGGCAAUUGGAGUAGACAGUGUCGUCACAGCAGAUGAUGUUGUUAAUGAUGUGACUACUGAGGAAGAUGGUUUGGUUGUUGACAUAGCAGUCGGUAUAGAGAAUGGUAUUGUUAUGGAUGGAAUAUAUAUCGGCGGGAGGGUAACGCCCAUUGAUGUUACGACUGAACUUAUGUCUUUAUUUAAUGUGUUAUUUGUAUCGCGUUUAUCUAACCUCCUCAUUAUGCCGACCGGUGGUGGUGACUCGUCGUCUCCAGUAGACGCUUCGUCUUCCUCCUGAAGAGCGGCGAGAGGGACAGCGACAUCCGUUCCGGUUGGAUCAUGAACAAUUGGAGAUGAUGUGAUGCUUGGAUGGAAAUCUUUGAACGACGACGCAUAGAUGGAUUGUUCGUCGUUGUUGUUAUUACGUUUGGCACGCCAUACGGUUCUAGUGGUCGCGCGCGUGAGCAUCGUAGACAGUAGACAGUGAUUAAGUAAACAAUGAUUGAGUAAAUCGUAGCAAACGUUUCGUCUAUUGAAAUUAGACUUCAUCAGUACAAGUUUAAGUUUACUACCAUCUAAAACAUGAAUAAAACUGUCAUAUCGUAGAGACUUUGUUAAUACUACUGGUGAGAUUCACAGUAAAGUAAAGAAAAGUGAAAUAUAGUCUAGUACAAGCAAAAAAGACGUAGCAAAUACGCCGA